Juglans regia (Persian walnut) is the source of this 865-nucleotide messenger RNA. RefSeq lists its product as uncharacterized. Gene Ontology annotation, molecular function: polysaccharide binding. The record is from RefSeq and is a predicted model, not a curated record. The annotation marks the transcript as partial. Lineage: Eukaryota; Viridiplantae; Streptophyta; Magnoliopsida; Fagales; Juglandaceae. The transcript is spliced from 3 exons.
AUGGUUUUCCCUGCUGAACUCAGGGUCCAGGUUAUAACUACUGUUCUGGUCCUAAUCCUUGUUCCUCCAGCUUCUAGUCUUAAUAAUACUGAUCACUACUGUCCUCCUUCUUCCUGUGGCAAUAUCUCCAACAUCAGCUAUCCGUUUCGACUAAAAGGCGAUCCACCAAACUGCGGAGACCAAAGGUAUGAGCUCUCAUGUGAUGACAACAACCACACGUUGUUAUCUUUACAUGAUGGUAGUAAAUACUACGUAAGCCAAAUCAAUUACAACAGCUACACAAUCCGAAUUGUAGACCCAGGUAUUCAUGAGGAUAAUUACUCCUUCAUCCCUCGUUAUUUUCUCAAUCGUCGUAAUUUGAGUUGGCCGGACUGGGAUAUUUCACUGCUUUUUACUGAAGUUGUGGUUAUUGUGAACUGUGAAAAGCCAGUGAGUUGGACUUCCCCUUUCCAUUUGGACAUGACUAUUUCUACGAAUUGUUUUAAUAUCAAUAAGGGAUAUGGGUCUUCUUCCAACUCCUCUUUUUCUCAAUAUUCCAAACGGUACUUAUAUCUUAUUGUUGGCGAUGGAGCGAAUGUGAUGGAUGUGGAGGAGUCGUGCACGAUAGAGCAAAUGUCUCUGACAUCGUGGCCAGGACAAAUUUAUGGUGAUCCUAAUAUUUCCUGUACAGACAUCCACAAUAUAUUCUCAUAUGGUUUUGAACUUUCAUGGUAUGGGAUUUAUUGUGGAAGCUGCGGAUACUAUAAUUGCUACAUCGAUGACGAUAAUCAACCUUAUUGCGUCCGACGGGGAAAUACUUUCGUUAUUUUCUUACUAAAACAGGCCGUAACUGCAGCUUAUUAUACUGGAUUGUUAGGGCUCAUCG